Molecule: messenger RNA, 5129 nt
Organism: Dalotia coriaria
Lineage: Eukaryota; Metazoa; Arthropoda; Insecta; Coleoptera; Staphylinidae
Product: polyamine-transporting ATPase 13A3-like
Exons: 4
Coding region: 905-4981 (1358 amino acids)
Biological process (GO): intracellular calcium ion homeostasis; polyamine transmembrane transport
Cellular component (GO): membrane
Molecular function (GO): P-type transmembrane transporter activity; ATP hydrolysis activity; ATP binding
Source: RefSeq, a predicted model, not a curated record
CAGAUGGUGCUGAUUGGUUUGAUUGGAGUAGUGCGAAUUGGUAUUUCUUGCGGGCCACAUUGCGCACUCGCCGGUUUUGCGUGCCGUGCUGCUUGUCACUUGCUUCACUUGUUUCGUCCUGUGCGGAAGCAAAUUCCUACGUGCGAGUUCAUAUAACAUUAGUCAUACAUACCUAUACUUGAUAUAGAUAAAUUGUGCAAGUGUCCAAAUUAAACUCUAGUGCGAAUAAAAUCGAUCGUAUUAACCUCAAAUCACAUCUUCAUCGCGUGUUGCUACUAAAUUGUUAACAGAAAAUGAAGAAUCGCACGUUUGUUAGAAGUCCUUUUAUUGAGUUGCGUCGGCAGAUAAUGAACUCGUUAAUGGGCUUGAGUUGUUGAAGUGGUCGAAGCACUCCUAGCGAGUAUAAUCUAUCAAUUGCGAGCUGGUGGAAGCGCGUGCGACGCGCUCUAAUCGCCUUAAUUGGCCGGGCACAAAUUGUACGCGACUAGCACGAAACGGAGAGAACGCAGAGAUUUGAGGAGUUGUGCUGAAUCGGCAGCGCCAGCGUAUGAUGCAUAGUUGUGUGAGGCGGCAGCAGGAGUACUGGAGCAUCGCCGCAAGCCCCCCUCGCCAGCUGCUUCUAACACCUCCUCGCUCGUUGUUGUCGCCGUCGUCAGCAGUUGCUGUCCCACGCGCCGCCUCCUGCCCGACGGCGGGUAGAAGAAUGUGUGCGCCGUCGGCGUGCUGCUGUUCCUGUUGUCGCGCGAAGAACGAUCCGGGCGACUGACACCCGCCGCCGCCGCCUUGCUCACGUCCGGCGACGGUGAUGGCGAGCUGACGACCGGUCGUCGCUCGGCGGGCCCCUCAUCCAACAGCAAUAAUCGAGCCAAUCAAGCUCAAUUGAGCCGCGUGUGCGUGUGUUGCGAUGGCCUCCUCGCUGGAGAAUCUCAGUAUUAAGCGGCAGGGUUAUGCGCCCUUCCGCACCAGGAAGCGCACGGAUCGCCGCGCCGCUGGUAUUGCCGAGCAGCACGCCGAGCUGCUCGCCCAAGACGCGCCGCCCAAAGACAUGGCGAGCGCGUAUGAAAUGCGCGUUAAUCCCGACGAGGACGACGAACUGCGACUCUGCGGCUAUCGCCCAACAGCACUCCGCUCGUGUCUCACCUACGCGGGCAUUAUCCUCACCUGCGGCUUCCUGCGACUAUUCUACCACUGGCUACCACAUCUCUAUCUCAAGAGCAGGUGUGUGCCGUGUGAUGUCACCGCUGCGGACUUUGUCCUCAUCACCGAAGCCUACAAUGACAACCAUAAAGUAUACUAUGUCAAACACCUACGCACGGUAACUGCGGAUUCACUCAUCGUCGAAGACGAUGAUGAAGCACCUGAAAAACCACGCGCUACCACUCUAUCCGUACAUUUCGGCGGGGGGCAGUUCAGACAACUCGAACGCCUGCUCACUUUCACGUGCAAAAAGGUGACGUAUAUCUGGGAUGACGAAACGCACGAAUUCGUUAAACUGCGCGGGUUGGACACGGGCGUCAAUGCUGUGCCGUUGCACGCAGCUGCUGCCGAUGGUGGGCUGUCUCUGCAUGAGGCACGUACACGACGCGCUGUCUACGGGCCCAAUGAGAUCAAAAUCAAGGAGUCUUCCAUCCCUACUUUGCUGUUUCUCGAAGUACUCAACCCGUUUUAUAUCUUUCAAGUCUUUAGCUUUGUGCUGUGGUUCGCGGACAAUUACUACUACUACGCAGCGGCCAUUUUGUUGAUGUCCGUGUUCGGGGUUACCAUGACCGUGAUCCAGACGCGGCGGAAUCAACGAAAUCUGAAAUCAACUGUGCAUUCAUCCGAUGUCUGUACGGUUUUAAGACGUAGGGAAAGUGCAAGCACAGGAGAAGGUUUAGAUUACCUGCAUACAGAAACCAUUUCAACGGAAUUAUUGGUUCCUGGGGAUGUGUUGGAGAUACCACCGCAUGGGUGUAUCCUACAGUGUGAUGCAUUACUAGUCGCAGGGAAUUGUAUCUUGAAUGAGAGUAUGUUGACUGGUGAGAGUGUACCUGUCACAAAAACACCUUUCCCACAUCUUGGAGAUCUGGUCUAUGAUGCAAAGGAACACGCUAGACAUACCCUGUUCUGCGGGACGCAGGUUAUCCAGACCAGGUAUUUUGGUAAUGCGAAGGUUUUAGCUGUUGUCGUCCGUACGGGUUUCCAAACAGCUAAGGGAGAACUUGUUAGAUCCAUAUUAUAUCCCCCACCGGUGGAUUUUAAAUUCGAGCAGGAUUCCUACCGGUUUGUGAUGCUGCUGGGCGGCGUCGCGGGUCUCGGGUUUAUCUACACACUAGUCACGAAGUUCAUGCGCGGUGUGGCCGUGGCGGAGAUGAUUGUCGAAGCGCUGGACUUGAUUACAAUCGUUGUGCCACCUGCGUUGCCGGCCGCCAUGACUGUUGGACGGCUGUACGCGCAAACACGGUUACAAAAACAGCAGAUCUUCUGUAUCUCGCCGCGUACGAUUAAUGUCUCCGGGAGUAUUGAUUGUGUGUGCUUUGAUAAGACGGGAACAUUAACCGAAGACGGGUUAGAUUUACUGUGUGUUGUUCCGGUGGAGUCUGGGAAACAUUUCGGGAAUCCCAUUAGUGAAGUGGAGAAGAUGUCCUAUGACGCGUUAUUAUACGGAUUGGUUUGUUGUCAUUCUUUGACUAUAAUUGAUAAACAAAUCACGGGGGAUCCGUUGGAUUUGAAAAUGUUUGAGAGCACCAAGUGGGUGAUUGACGAACCGGAAGUGGAGGAUAAUACAAAGUUUGAUAUGAUUUUCCCCACGGUUUUCACACCCCCGGGCGAUGGUGAUUCUAAUAUGCAAAUAGCAAGUAUUAAAGAGUUUCCGUUUUCAUCGAGUGCACAACGCAUGGGUGUGAUUGUCCGAAGAUUAGACGCGUCGUAUUUUGAAUACUAUAGCAAAGGAUCCCCGGAGAUGAUUUUGAACUUUGUGCGUCCGGAUAGUGUCCCCGAAGACUUCGGAAGGGUUCUCGAACAUUACACGCAGGAAGGAUAUCGUGUGAUUGCCCUAGCCCAUAAACAAUUGAAGAUGUCCUAUGCGAAAGUAGCGAAAGUUCAACGCGAAGCUAUUGAAAGCGACAUGACCAUGUUGGGUUUGAUUGUUUUGGAGAAUCGCUUGAAAGAUGCAACUACUCCAAGCAUUGCAGCAUUGAACGAUGCACGAAUUCGUGUUGUUAUGGUCACAGGCGAUAAUAUAUUGACUGCGGUGAGUGUCGCACGUGAUUGCGGCAUUGUACAACCGUCACAGUCGGUGAUUAGUGUUAAUGUUGAUAAUGGCGCUGUGCAUUACACACUAACUGCCACCAAGGAUAAACCGGGAGGUGUGGAGUCCAUUCUGUCGAAUUCCUCGAGUGUUGUAUCAUUGCCAACACUAGAAAGUCAAACAAACACUGAUGUUGUGGUUGAAAUUGGCAGAGACGAUGUAAAAUAUAAUAAUUACCGGUUUGCGUUGACGGGGAAGGUGUGGACUGCGAUUCGCGAUGAUCACCCGGAGUUGAUUCCACAGCUAGUCACCAGGGGGAGUAUUUUCGCUCGCAUGGCGCCGGAUCAGAAGCAGCAGUUGGUGCAGGAGUUGCAAGCGCUUGGCUAUUAUGUCGCUAUGUGUGGAGAUGGUGCAAAUGAUUGUGGAGCAUUGAAAGCAGCCCAUACUGGUAUAUCCCUCUCGGAUGCGGAAUCUUCAGUGGCGUCACCAUUCACGUCUAAAAACCCGAACAUUACCUGUGUGCUUAGUAUAGUUAAGGAAGGCCGCGCUGCUCUGGUGACAUCUUUCGGCAUUUUCAAAUACAUGGCGGCGUAUUCACUCUGCCAGUUCGCGUCGGUGUUGAUUUUAUACAGUAUCGAAUCAAAUCUAACGGAUAUCGAGUUUUUGUACAUCGAUUUAUUCAUCAUUUCGAUCUUUGCGUUCUUCUUCGGUCGUACCGAAGCGUACAAAGGUAAACUCGUCAAGGAAACACCGCUGAAUAGUCUAAUAUCUCUCGCGCCGAUUGUCAGUAUUUCAUUGCAGUUGAUUUUGUUGUUGGCGGUGCAAACAAUGGCGUUCCAACAUGUGCAGAUGCAAUCGUGGUAUCAGCCGUUUAAUGCCUCAUCUAAAGAGGAUAAAGAUGCUGUGGGAUGUGUGGAGAAUUAUACGGUGUUCACCGUGUCGAGUUUUCAGUAUAUUAUCCUUGCGAUUGUGUUUAGUAAAGGCGCGCCGUAUCGCGAGAGUAUUUUCAGUAAUUACGGAUUAUUAAUUUCGGCGAUUCUAAUGGCGGCGUUCAGUGUCUACAUGGCGCUGGACCCGAUGCCUUGGUUGCAGGAUGUGUUUGAGUUGGAACUCGCGCAGGAGAUGCGCUUCAGGGUUUAUUUAUUAUUAUACGCCGGCGCGCAUUUUCUAGCUGCCAUCGCUGCGGAGGUCAUCAUUGUCGAGCAUUGUCUGUUUAAAAAGAUGCGCGAUAAGUGUGCGGAUAGUUCAAAGCGGAAAUUCAUUGCGAUCGAGCGCGAAUUGCAGCGUGAUUCAAAAUGGCCGCCGCUUACGUCGCAUUUCCAUAGUGCUGCCAGUCCGAUGACGCCGCUGCCAUCUUGCGAGGCGGAGAUUGUCAUCGAGAGCGAACAAUUCGAUAAGAAUCACGUGCUGAAUUCGUUCUAUCGUGCGCCUGAUGAAUGCAGUAUUAACGAGCAUGAUUGUGAUGGUUCGGUGGCGUUGAAAUCCAAUGGGAGUAUUGAAUACGCCGCCGGUGGGGCAAGCACACAUAGCACUCCUGUGCAUUUUCAAUCCGCUGUGCAAUUACAGUUGCAGUGUGACGGUGAUGAUGCGGAGAGUAUGGGUAGUUUUCGCACGGCGCCGGAUGCGUGUAAUACCGGACCCAAUACGCCGAUCUAUAAAGGUGUGUGGCCCAAUGGUGGGCACAAUGGACGCAUACGGUCGAUUAGUCAAUGCGAUGGUAAUGGCUUUCUAGAAAUGGACGUCAUUCGGUGAUGUCCGCAGAUGUACACGAUGUACUUAAGCGUGUUCUAGUAUUAUUAGUUAAGAUACAUAGAAAACCAAAAAAAUCAUUUAGUUUAGUAUUGUAUUAAUAGGAAUAACGUUAUAGCUGGUCUAUAAAUAUAGAUUAAAUUAACUUAGA